AUGGAUCUACGACCGUUGUCGUUGGUUUUUAUUUGCGUUUUAAUUGAAAGAAGCCAAGGUUCCGCUUUGCAUGGAUCUUGCCUUACAAAUGAUGACUGUGGAACUAUAGAUACGUAUUGCAGGAAUCAGACAUGCGUUUGCAGGGAGAAUUUUUCUGUAUGGUAUGACAGCUGUGUACAAACGCCUUCGCCGCCUCUUCGAUGUUCCAAAAAGCACGAGUGCCACUCGAAGCUCGGUGCUCGCAGCAUGUGCACCAAAAAGGGCCUAUGCACCUGCAAGCCCUUCCACCACCUGCACCAAGGGCAAUGCGUGAAAAACCGGGAUCUCCACGACAAUUGCGAGCACGACCACCAGUGCUACUGCGGGGCCGAUUGCGAGGAUAAAAUAGCGUGCAUUCACAAAAGCUGUUCUUGCAAACCGGGGCACAAGCCGUACAGAAUCAGGAGAUGCAUUCAUGAUCCUGUUAUUGUUGAAGAAGCUAAUGUAACUGUUGUUUCAACCACGACCCGCGAGCAUCACUUCGAGCAGACUACUGCCCUUUACGCAGAACAAAAGUACAUUGAACAAUCGAUUGGUAAAACUGUUGAUAAGGAGGGUUUUGUUGAACCGUCUGUUCGACUUGCAUCCACGUCUAGUUCUAAUGUUCUCGUCUCAUUCGGGCGUUAUUUUAUUGUUCUUAUCGUGUUAGCUACGUUUAAAUUGUAA
This is a messenger RNA of Phyllotreta striolata, 705 nucleotides long. Lineage: Eukaryota; Metazoa; Arthropoda; Insecta; Coleoptera; Chrysomelidae. The record is from the annotation of a GenBank genome assembly.